UGUUGUUGUUUAGCCGCAGGGGCAGUGAAUAAAUCCGUUUUUCACAUUAGUAAUUUUCUGCGCUGAAUUGCAGAAAGAGCACUAAAAAAGCGCAGGCGUCCCAGGGGUUGGCUCCGUGUGGACUGAAAUGAAAGGUAAAGAGCGGUCGCCCAUCAAAAAACGCUCCCGGGCCUUGGACGACAUUCGAGACAGAGGAGGAUGCCACCCGACCAGCAAGAAAAUGGGGGCUAUCUCCGUCUCCAGUGGGAGUAAUAAUGGGAAUAGCUCGACCAAAAGCGACGGCGGUUCGACAAGAAGGAGUCUGCUCGGCGAAAAAAGAGACCGAGAUUUUGACGGUCAUAGCCGGACGGGAAACAAUCACAGUUUGUCUGCUGCCGCAAGCUCCGUUGGCAAAAACCACAACCUGAGCCUGACGCUGGAUUUAGCCUCACCGAGGACCACUUCACGGGGGGAGCAGCGGGUUCAGCCGCCCGGCGCCGAGAGUGAGUACAAGACCCUCAAAAUAAGUGACCUCGGCGCCCAGUUGAGCGACGAAGACAUAGAGGAUGGACUCUUUCACGAAUUUAAAAAAUUCGGAGAUGUAAGCGUUAAGAUAAGCCGUAGCAACGACGAACGGAUAGCCUUCGUGAAUUUCAGGAAGCCGGAGGACGCCAGAGCUGCUAAGCACGCGAGGGGACGGUUGGUGCUGUACGACCGUCCGCUGAAAAUUGAGGCGGUUUACAUCAACAGGAGGAGAAGCCGCUCCCCUGUGGAGAGAGACUUGUAUGGUGCAGCUCAAAGCCACAGACAUUUGCAGAGACCCCUCUCGCCCACUGGGCUUGGAUACAGAGACUACCGGCUGCAGCAGCUGGCUUUGGGGCGGCUCCCCCCUCCCCCGCCGCCCCCUUUGCCCAGAGAGCUGGAGCGGGACAGAGAGUUCGCCCUGUUUGAAGCCAGGGCACGUCCAGCUUUCAUUGCAGAGCGAGCAGCUUUUCGUGAGGAGGAUUUUAUAUCUCCAGAAGAUGACCAAAGAGCCAAUAGGACGUUGUUUUUAGGCAAUCUGGACAUAACGGUUACAGAAGCGGACCUGAGGAGAGCUUUUGACAGGUUUGGGGUCAUAUCAGAAGUGGACAUUAAAAGACCCACACGGGGACAAAUCAGCACAUAUGGAUUUCUAAAAUUUGAGAACCUUGACAUGGCUCACCGUGCUAAGCUUAGUAUGUCUGGAAAAGUAGUGGGCCGCAACCCCAUAAAGAUUGGUUAUGGGAAAGCAACUCCCACCACACGCCUGUGGGUGGGUGGACUUGGACCCUGGGUUCCUUUAGCCGCCCUGGCAAGAGAGUUUGAUCGUUUUGGCACUAUCAGGACCAUAGACUACAGAAAGGGGGACACUUGGGCCUACAUUCAGUAUGAAAGUUUGGACGCUGCACAAGCAGCAUGCACGCACAUGAGGGGCUUCCCGCUGGGGGGUCCCGAGAGGAGACUUAGGGUGGACUUUGCUGACACUGAGCAUCGUUACCAGCAGCAGUUCCUGCAGCCUCUCCCAAUACCACCUUUUGACAUGGUGGCUGAGUCAUUUGUCCACCGUGCCACUCCUGAACCUCUGAGGGUCAGGGAACGGACUCCACCGCCGCUUCACUUCAGGGAGCGAGAGCUCUUUCCUGGAACUGAGUGGCCCAAUCCAGCUAUUCGUGAUAGGGUACGUGCCUCACCCUUUGAGCCCCUGGAGCACUUGGAACGUGAGCGGCGGGCACGGGAGCCCUGGUCUUUGGAACGAGAGCUGCAAGGACGAGAAGCCGUACGCAAGCGGCGUGUAAUGGAGGACGGACGCCAUAUAGACCACUCUCCUGACAGCACUGAGAGGACAGUAAGACGUAGGCGCGCUUCUCCAGAUGGUAGUCCUGGAGGUAGCAGCAGAGAUGGAGGGCGCUUCAGUGACUCAGAGCGCCCUCUGCGGAGCGAGAGACCCUCCCCCACACGAGAACAUCACAGCGGACUGGAAAGAGGUGGGGCUGAACGGAGACUUAAAAACCAGAGUCUCUCUGACAAGGGACCUUUGAGUAGUAGCGUUUUGGCAGUUGGAGAGCGUAAGCGCAAAGCAGGCGAUGGUGGUAAGGGGCCGGCCAAGAGAGAACGUUCUGAGAGCAACGCCAAGGGAGGCCAGCCAUCCAAACCAGACGGCACCAAACUUGGUUUGGCCUGGCACGGCAUGUUGUUGCUCAAGAACAGCAACUUCCCAGCCAACAUGCACCUGCUGGAGGGCGACCACAACGUAGCCAGCGACCUGCUUGUUGACGGCACAACGGGGAGGCAGGUGAGCGAGCUAAAGAUCACCCAGCGUCUCCGUCUGGACCAGCCCAAGCUUGACGAGGUGUCCCGGCGCAUCAAGGUGGCGGGUCCCGGCGGCUACGCCAUCCUGCUGGCAGUUCCUGGGACCACAGAGGAUACAUCUUCGACCGACCCUGCAGCCUCAACUCAGCGGCCGCUUCGCAACCUGGUGUCCUACCUCAACCAAAAACAAGCAGCUGGAGUCAUCAGUCUGCCUGUGGGGGGGGGCAGAGAUAAAGACAACACAGGGGUUCUUCAUGCUUUCCCUCCCUGUGAUUUCUCCCAGCAGUUCCUGGAUUCCUCUGCCAAAGCUCUGGCUAAAAGUGAAGAGGACUAUCUGGUCAUGAUUGUCGUUCGUGGAGCAUCUUGAAAAAAAAAAAAAAAAAAAAAAAAACCCAGAACACACUAAGUUCAAGUGGUGUAAAAAAAAAUGUCUGCUGUAUGUCAGUAACUAUUGCAUGCUGUGUGUUCUGCGUUAUGGGGUACACUAGUAUGGUUCUUGAGUACUUUGUAUGUUGCCAUGUAAUCCACUUUAAGGACAGACAAACUAAAAGGAUGUGUGUUUUUGAAAUUAUUUUUUCAGGGUGAAUGACAUGCUCUCCAGGUCAUAAACCUGCAGUAAUUCAGUCAGAAUACUGUAAAACAGUAAAAUAUGAGGAGCAUUUGUUGAAUAAAUUUCAGUUUCACGUAAGAAGAGAUAAGUCCUAUAGAAAACAAAUAUUUGGUUCAAUCACAGGUUUAAAAUCUUAGCUUCCGAACUCUGCCACAAGAAAAGAAAUAGCAAAUGUAGAAAUGCAACAAGUAGACACAGUAACACCUCCACUACAAUAAAAUGGGCCUCACAAGCCAGUACAGGGUGGAAGCAACAUCUCUCUGAUGCAGUGUUAACAAAAGCUGAAAAUACAAGCUUAACAAAGGUCUCGUUUGUUUCUGGGCUAAUGUACUGAAUAGCUCUAUAUAGAGGUUGUGCAGGUGUUAUUGUGUCUACCUGCUACACAGGUAUUUACAUGAGGGGAAAAUCAGAAAACUUUUUCAAAGCUUUGAAUUGCAGUGCAAUAAUAUUUCUACUAUAAUCACUUUUUGAUGGAUGAGACAAAGGUGCGCAUGACAUUUUUUGAAUUGAAGGUUUCCGUUAAAGGUGUGAUGAUUUGGUACUGCAGUUACAAAGCUAAUCUCUUUGGAGAAAGAACAUUUUGAAAGGUCAAAACAUGUUGCACAACUCCUCUUUAGCACACCACACUCCAUUCACCAGAUGUGGUUUUUUUUUUUUUUUGGCUAUCUUACCUUCUUCAGGUAACCAUCCUGAUCACAAUGAAAUGGCUUUAGAAGUUUCAUGAUUGGAGUAGCAUAGUAAAGCAAAUACUAACAUGUUUUUCAUAUUUUUUACUUCACAUUUUAUUUUGUGCAUCCCUACCUUAGAAAUGGUUGUGUAAUGUGAUCUAUGAAAAACUACAGUCGUAGUGGAUAAAAAGCUUAGAGAGUU
Chelmon rostratus (copperband butterflyfish) is the source of this 3790-nucleotide messenger RNA. RefSeq names its product RNA binding motif protein 15 (gene rbm15). The transcript has a single exon. The record is from RefSeq and is a predicted model, not a curated record. Bases 128 to 2677 code for a protein of 849 amino acids. NCBI's taxonomy places the organism in Eukaryota, Metazoa, Chordata, Actinopteri, Chaetodontiformes, Chaetodontidae. Gene Ontology annotation, molecular function: mRNA binding. Gene Ontology annotation, biological process: regulation of alternative mRNA splicing, via spliceosome. Gene Ontology annotation, cellular component: nucleus.